Molecule: messenger RNA, 1646 nt
Organism: Elaeis guineensis (African oil palm)
Lineage: Eukaryota; Viridiplantae; Streptophyta; Magnoliopsida; Arecales; Arecaceae
Product: nicotinamide adenine dinucleotide transporter 2, mitochondrial
Biological process (GO): transmembrane transport; nucleotide transport
Source: RefSeq, a predicted model, not a curated record
GGUGUGGUAAUACGCGGGGCCCCUAAGACGGUGGAGGUUAGCGUCAUUUUUCCUCUGAUGGAUGCCCAUCGCUCGCCAGAGAAGCGAAUUUCGGCCGGAGCGUUCUUGGUGCGGUGAACCCCCUGUUCAUCUUUCGGUCCCCACUCUCCAGCACUCCUUUUCUUUCACCUCUCUCCCUCUCUGUCGCGCCCUUCAUCACCCCACCCCCCUUCUCCCCCAAAAGAAGAAACCCUAUUCUCUAUGUGUUGAUUCAAGACUCAACCCUUGGACCGUGCGAUGGCGAUCGCCGGUACGGCCCGGUGAGAUCUCAAGAUGUCGCGAGAAUCCCAUGGAAGGCCCGCCGCUCGAGAUCUCAUCUUCAAUGCUGCGGCGGGCGCCUCUGCAGGCUGUUCUCAGAUUCCAACUCUUUUCUUUCGGGGCGAUAGCAGCCACCUUUGUCUGCCCGUUGGAUGUGAUCAAGACGAGGUUUCAGGUCCAUGGCUUGCCCGAAAUGCCCCCUUCUGCUCAGCUGUCAUUAUUUCAAGCCUAGAACAGAUAAUAAAAAAUGAAGGCAUCAAAGGAUUGUAUCGUGGUCUCUCUCCAACAAUUGCUGCACUACUUCCAACCUGGGCGGUAUACUUCACUGUUUAUAAUCAGCUAAAAUACCUACUUCAGUCACAUGUAGAUGGAAACAAUCAGCUCUCAAUUGGUGCAAACAUUUUAGCUGCCUCUGGUGCUGGAGCUGCAACAGCUAUUGGGACCAAUCCAUUGUGGGUUGUUAAAACCAGACUUCAGACACAAGCACUGAGGCCUGGAGUGGUACCCUACAGAAGCAUGUUGUCUGCUUUAAGAAGAAUUGUGCAUGAAGAAGGUUUCCAGGGAUUAUACAGUGGCCUCCUUCCUUCUUUAGCGGGGGUUAGUCAUGUUGCCAUCCAAUUUCCAUCAUAUGAAAAGAUCAAGUAUUACUUGGCCAGAAAGGAUAAUACCACCGUGGAUGAGCUUGGUCCUGGAAGUGUUGUCAUUGCUUCUGCACUGUCUAAAGUAGUUGCCUCCACAAUGACAUAUCCUCAUGAGGUAAUACGGUCCAGGCUGCAAGAACAAGGCCAGGCACGUGAUGCCGCUAACAGGUACACAGGUGUGGUGGACUGUAUUAAGAAAGUAUUUCAAAAGGAAGGCAUCCCUGGAUUCUAUCAUGGCUGUGGCACCAAUUUGCUUAGAACUACCCCAACUGCAGUCAUUACCUUCACGAGUUAUGAGAUGAUUAAAAGAUUUUUACAUCAAAUGUUUCCAACCUGAGCUGAACCACUCAAAUAUCUACCUGAAACCUAAAGGUCACAUUGAUUCUGAGAGAGACAGAGCACUAAUCCAGGAGAAGAGAAUUGGACACAGAUCAUUGGUCAUCUCAAACCCAAUUGAUGAAAUGCUUACUUGCCAAACCAUGUCAUCCGGGGGAUUGACUGUUAAUAAUUCUCUCCAACCUGGCCGGAAUAUGCUGGUAUACAGAAGACAGCAUGAGAAUAUUGUGGUUCUUCACAAAAAAUGUAGCUGACUAUUUUAUUCUUUCUAACAUUUAGGAUAUGCAUAGAGCCAGUCAAGUGUGCUGCAGCUUUCAGAAUCUAUUUUUUUAACAUCAAUAAAAAUCAUAUAAUUAAUUUGUUGUUCUCUGA